Dreissena polymorpha is the source of this 7388-nucleotide messenger RNA. Its product is annotated as transcription initiation factor TFIID subunit 4-like. The transcript is spliced from 14 exons. Gene Ontology annotation, molecular function: DNA binding; protein heterodimerization activity; RNA polymerase II general transcription initiation factor activity. NCBI's taxonomy places the organism in Eukaryota, Metazoa, Mollusca, Bivalvia, Myida, Dreissenidae. Gene Ontology annotation, cellular component: transcription factor TFIID complex. The record is from RefSeq and is a predicted model, not a curated record. Gene Ontology annotation, biological process: transcription initiation at RNA polymerase II promoter; DNA-templated transcription. Bases 31 to 2760 code for a protein of 909 amino acids.
GCUUCAGUUCACCAAAUUUUGUGUAAGGAAAUGGCGGAUCCAAACCCGCUAGAUGCUCUUUUUCAUUCAGAUACAGAUGAGAGUGUUGUUAAUGCUCUAGUAGCGUCCUUAGAGUCCAAGUUAGCAUCCCCUACAAAUAGGGAUCAUUCUCAAUCUGUUAUUAAUCCGUCCGUUAAUGCCAAUCAUGUAAACAAUUCAUCCUCUAUUCAACUUCAAGCAUUUAGUGAGCAUGGAGUUCAAAACAACAAUGUGCAUUUAUCAAAUUCAAGCGGGAAUAUUAAUAAUUCGAACGCUAAAACUAUUAUUAAAGACAACCAAAUUCUUGGAAUAAAUUCUAUACAUACUAGCUCACCUGUUAUGCAUGUCAACUCACCUGUGAAUUCACAUAGAACUGCAUCUCCAAAACCAUUGAACAGUGUAAACAAACCUUCAUCGCCUGUAGUACAUGUCCUCCAAAGUCAUGCCAACCAGACAGGAUCUUCUGUUCAACUGGGGAGAACAACUCCUUCACCAAUCCAUGGAACUGUGAUCAACACUACACUUAUCCAUACGCAUUCACCGAACAUACAAAGUAUUUCACAUCCGCAUGCAGUGACACUACACAAUGAUGUGAUAAACAGAACUUCACCGUCUCCUCAUAAUAACGUGACAUCUGUUCAGCAGGGAUUAGUGCAGCAACAAGUUGUUCGAAAUCCUCAAGGUGUUGUGAUUUCAUCAAAUUCUCAACAGUUUACUCAAAAGACAAAUGUGCAUAUAGUUCAUAGUGCUAAUGCGACAUCUAUGGUAUCUCAGCCUGGAUCUAAUCCUGUUAUCACUGUUCGUGGACCAGCGGCAACAUCACAAAUAACAACACUUAGACCUCAAAUAGUGACAUCAACAAUAAACACUUCUUCACCAAGACCGCAAGGAAAUGUGCGAAUACAAACUGCAAACCGCAUGCCAAAUGCACCUAUUCGAAUUGCAGCGUCUUCACAACCAAGUCAGAUAAAUAUAGCCCCCAGACCCGGGACACAAGCAAAUACUAUCACCUUACCACCUGGUCUAGUUCCGGGUCCGGGAGCAGUGUUGAUGAAGAAUGAGCAUGGACAGAUUGUAUUAGUUCAGCAAGGUGCAAUAGCCGGCCAGCACAAUGUCUCGUCAGUGGCCAUAUCAACCAGUAACACCCCUCACAAGGUCCAGUAUGUCCGGCACCCUACUGCAAACACCGCUCAAAGACUUCCCACGGGUCAGAUAGUGCACAUCCAACAUGGGGCUCCAUCUCCCACCCCUACUGCGGUGCGGCAGGCCAUGCCGUCCCCAGUGAAUGCAGUACGCACACAGCAGCCAGUCCGGGUUGCCGCGCCACAGGGCGGCAUGCAAACAGUCAUGCGUACCUCCACACCAACUGCAGGGAGUCAGGCUGCUGCUGCCGCCAAUGCUCAACAGCAGGCGAUGAUAGAUAAUGUAAAGAAAUGCAAGAAUUUCUUGUCCACGCUGAUCAAGUUAGCCGCUAGUCAACCGGAGGCGACAGUCAGCAGUGUUCGUGAUCUCAUACAAGGACUUAUAGAUGGCAAACUGGAACCUGAAUUGUUUACAGAACGGUUGCAGAAAGAGCUCAAGUCAUCACCACAGCCAUAUCUAGUUCCAUUUCUCAAGAAAAGCCUUCCACUAUUGCGCCAGUCUUUGUUGAACAAUAAGAUGUCAAUAGACGGUGUGAAGCCGCCUCCACCUGAGAUAGUACAACAAUCCUUACCAGUAUCUGUUGCGCCAGUUCCCACUGCUGUGUCGCACCCACAACAGGCCAUUCCACGCGUUGUCAAUCAGGUCCACCCCAAGCCUUCUAUGCAGACCAGCGGCUCAUCCAAGCCUGCGAUGAAUAAGCAGAUGAAUAUGAUGGGUGGAAAUGUGCCAAGCACCGUGAAAGCCUUCCAGAAUCGUGUCGCUGGUUUUGCCCAGAACUCGAGUCCGGGGCCGUCGCAGUCUCUAAAAGAUAACAAGCGUGUCAAAGAGUCAUUUAGAGAUGAUGAUGACAUCAACGAUGUUGCAACCAUGGGUGGUGUUAACUUGUCAGAAGAGAGCAAAAACAUAUUAGCAACAAAUGCAGAUUUCAUUGGGACCCAAAUUCGAUCAUGCAAAGACGAGACAUUCCUUCAUCAUGGGCCUUUAAUGAAGAGGAUUCACGCAAUAGCUAAGAAGCAUGGAAUCACGGAAGUGCCUGCAGAUGUGGCCAACUUGGUGUCCCAUGCUACGCAGGAGAGGCUUCGACACAUAGUGGAGAAACUGUCAACAAUAGCUGAACAGAGAAUGGAAAUAUAUAAGAUCAACGAAACGUUUGCUUUAUCUGUGGAUGUGAAAGGGCAGCUGAAGUUUCUGGAGGAGCUGGAUGUACUGGAACGUAAACGGCACGAUGAGCAGGAGAAGGAAAUGCUUCGGAGGGCCGCCAAGUCACGUUCAAAGCACGAAGAUCCAGAACAUCUUAAGCUUAAACAGAGGGCCAAAGAUCUGCAGCAAGCAGAAAUGGAGGAAGUGCGUCAACGGGAGGCAAAUCUAACAGCUCUGGCAGCAAUAGGACCUCGGAAGAAACGGAAACUGGAUGAGUCCGCUAAUGCAUCCAGUAGUAUGACAAAUGGGCCAACCUCCUCCACCUCCUCUUCCUCCUCUUCUAAAUCUAGUUUACGACCACGAGUGAAGAGAGUUAACCUCAGGGACCUUCUGUUUUUAAUGGAGCAAGACAAAACUUUAGCUAAAACCGAAACACUCUAUAGAACGUUCUUAAAAUGAUGAAGGUUGGAAGGAUAGGAUUUUGUAAAAGUGCUUUAUUUACUCGUUCUGAUGCAGGAAUCAGCAGUUAUUGUUUGUCAAUGAAACAGCUGUGAUAUGCUAGAACAGUGUGCGUCAUUUUGUUAGCACAGAUUUCAAGGAUCGGUCAGCUGUGAUAAGCUGGUCUUGUGUAGUUAAUUGUGUGGAUAAAAUGGUGGAUAGAAUUGUGGAUAGAAGUUGAGGUGUCCCAAAAUCUUGAAAAUUUACUUCGGAAGGCAGCAUUGACUAAGUCUGAUAGUCGUAAAGGAAGAUUUGUAUUAUAUUGAUAAACAUUGAAAAAGUAUAUUAAUAGUAAUUUCAUUGACUGUUUUCUGAAAGAAACCUAUCUGUAAGCAAGUUAACUCUUUCAGUGCUGGAACCGAAUUUUGAAGGCCUUUGCAAACAGUUUGGAUCCAGAUGAGACGCCACAGAAUGUGGUGUCUCAUAAGGAUCCAAACUGUUUGCUAUUAUGAUAGUAUUCUUUGAAAAAAAUCAAAUAGAAUGCAAAUUUUAGAAAUUCAGCAUUUUAGCAGAGGACAAAGUUCCCAGCAUACAAAGGGUUAACAUUGCUUAGGUAGUCGGCCACUGGCAAUCUAUAUAUCACAUUAUGUUUGUCUUUGAAUGUCCGAAAAACAUAUUUAAGAAAUUUUUCAAAGGUAUUGCAUUAUUCAGGCAUACAUAUUAACUGACAUAAAUAAUUGUUUCAAUAUAAAUUUAAUGUCCAGAUUUUUUAUUAUAAAGAAAUAACACAAAAUAAUAGCAUGUAACAGCAAAACGAAAGAGUGCUAAUUUGGAAAGAAAAAAUCAAUAGUCAGUUGAAUUACAGAAAAUGUCUAGUGUCAUAAAUACCAGUGCUCAAAUAGGUACCCACAAAAAAAUUGAAUAUGUGGGUCAAAUUAUUCCCGCGGAUCCGGGUCAAAGUUUCUGAGAACGAUACCGGUUUGGGUCACAAGCUACGAAGUACAAGAUUACAUGUUGAACUGUAGUUGAAUUAUCUCUUUUAAACAAGUGAAGUAAAAUUACAUCGUUUAUCAUUUUAAGCAGUGUUGUUAUUACAAAUAGUCAUAAAUGAAAAGCAGUGAAGCACCAAAAGCACUAACGUCGAGUUUAGUUUGUUAUUCACAUCCCAAAAUGGCGAUGUUCAAAAAGACGAAACUUGUAUUAUAAAAUAUAUUGACUUUAAAGUAGAAAAGGCAGCUAAAGCUUACAGUGAAAGUUAUUUUGGCUUCCCUACUCAGAAGAAGACAAGCUUUAUUUUUGCUUUUCCUAUACAUGCACUUUUGAUCGCUAUUUCAAGUAAUACUAACAUCUGCUGAUUAGGUUCAAAACGCUGUGUAAACCUAAUAAAUAGUUAUAUGCAGUUCAGUUUCAUUCGUUUUAAAUAAAUCAAAACAAGUUUAAUUCUCUAAACAAUAUACUUGACAAACAGUUGAAUAUUAAGAAUGCUAAAACAUGCUAUGACAAUUAGUGUAUUUUUAUUAUCCCCCGCCAUAGGCGCAGGGAUAUUGUUUUAGCGUUGUCUGUCUUUCCGUACAAAGCCAUAUCUUGGAAGUGCUUUGGCGGAUUUCAUUGAAACUUGGUAUGAGUAUGUAUAUGGAUAAGAUGAUGAUGCACGCCAAAUUGCAUUGUACACCAUCAGUUAAUAACAGAGUUAUGGCCCUUUGUAUCUUAAAAAAUGCUUUUUUUUGUGUGUAUGGAGCCAUAUCUUGGAAGUGCUUUGGGGGAUUUCAUUGAAACUUGGUAUGAGUAUAUAUAUGGAUAAGAGGAUGGUGCAUGCCAAAUGGUAUUGUACACCAUCUGCUAAUAACGGAGUUAUGGCCCUUUGUAUCUUGAAAAAUGCUUUUUUGAGUGUCCAAUAUAAUACUUUUGUGUCCAGAAGCAUAUUGGCAGGGGAUAUCAAUUCAACGAAUUUGUUUGUUUUAAUUAACUUAUGUAUUAUUUGACCUGACCCGAAUUAUCUAGGGUAUUUAAAUUUUGACCUGCCGACCCGACCUGAAGAAUAUUUUUGACCCAUGUGAGCCCUAAUAAAUACCAUUCUUGAGAUCUAGCCCUCCUUCUACUGUAUAAAUUACGCCUAAAUAUUGAUUAUUGCUGUUUUUGUUUUUCGCCUUCCUGAUUGUAUUGGCUGGUUCCAGUUAUUUUUUUGAUAAAAGAUGAAUUUGACAAAAAUAUUAUUUACUUCGAUUGUUUUCAGGAUAUACUUACACACAAAAACCGUAGCAGUAUUUUAGUGGCCAAAAACAUAAGUUAUAUAAUUAUUGUGUUUUUGAAAGCAUAUUUAAGUCUUAAUUGAUGAAUAACUGCAUGUUCUAAAAGAUCGGGAAAAGUAUAAAAAUAAAGUUAUUGAGUAUGAUCAUCAACUUCAAUUUGUUGUUAAGAAAUUAACCUUAAGUUGUCCAUCAAUAUAUGAAUACAGUUUAGUACUGUGUACUCAAAGACUGAUUCUGGCAUUUAAAAAAACAACACAAAAGAAACCAGAACUGAAACAUUUGACUAUUGGAAUACAGUUUGGUUUAAAGGUUACACAAAGGUUGUAGUUUUCUGUCAGAAAGCACUUGCAUCUCAAGACAAUUAGUAUCAUGAUAUGUUCAUAUAAUAAAUGGAAGAUGAUAGAUGAUUGUUUAUUCAAGUAAUAUUGAUCAAACUUUUACGAUCCAACAACGGGUAACAGGUUUACCCAUUUGUGCCUAGCGUCUAGAAAGAAGGCCUUGGCAAACAGCGUAGACCCAGAUGAGACGCCGCAUGAUGCGGUGUCUUAUCUGGGUCUACGCUGUUUGCUUAAAGGAAUUUCUGUAAGAAAUAUUCUAAAUAUAGGAAUAAUUAUACUAGACAUCCCUAAUUUUGGAAAUAAAUUGAUCCAAUUUAAAAGGAUUGGAGAGUCCACUAGGCAUAAAUGGGUUCAACAUCUGUGGCUCAGCUGUGUGUAACUGACGAUUGUCCAUUACAUGAAGACUAAGUUGGAAACAGUGGUUAUUAUAUAAAGUUGGAUACGGUUAUAUAAAUGAAGGGUAGCAUUCCUGUUUUUCUGGCACCGUGUUUAUAAAUCCUUGGAUUUGUGUGUGUUAUUGACAUGAAAAACUAUAUUAGUUUGUGUAAUGAUUAUUUAUACUGCUGGCUCAAAUUUUAAAUGGACAAGAGAUUGGACUUUUUUUGUAUGAUCUCACUGUUACAUGUUGAUUUGUUUGUCUUCAUGAUUGAACUGCUUAGUACUGUUUGAAUGUAAGUUAUGGACCUAUAGUUACCAACCAAAGCUUUACUACACUAGUAGAAAAAUAGUGCUCUUGAAAGUGGUAUGUUUUGAAAAGGCUUCAUGUCCAUGAAUGCACUUUUAUCAAUGCAAAAAAAUUAGCAGUUCUUUUUCCACAUGAUACUUAUCUCUGACAAUACCCUGAUACACAUCGCAGCCUUGCAUAUUUGCUAAUGCACAAACAAGUGUGUGUUAAAGCAAGGAUAUUUUUUUAUUCUUCAUUCUUAGAAUGAAUUGUGCAUUUUGUUUGAAUGCAAAGUAAUUGUUACAGGUAUUUUAAUUAUGUUUGCCAUGCACUCAAUUGUUAACAGUUAAGCAUCCAUGUCAGACUUCCUUCAAGUCAGCAUGAUUUGGAUUAUACGUGUUAUUACAGGAAUUCUCUUAUUUUUUUAUCAUGAAGUUCAUGGAUCUGUUCAUUUUCAUUAUACAUUAGUAGUUGAAACUUUUAAAGAUGAAAUUCUGUUGAAAUAUACAAGGUAUCAUAAAAAUUCUUUUUAUAACAUUUCUGACAAUAAUAUUACUUCAAAUGAAUUAGUGGUGUUGUUGCAGCUAUUACACAUUUCAGAACGAAUAUGAGCUGCGUCCUGUGUCAAUGAGUCCUAUGCCAUAUGCAGCCAGUGUAGGUAUAUACCUGCCCAGGCAGUCUCGUCUGGGGCUUCCCUGUCCUCCCAGCCAGUGUUGGUUCAUACCUGCCCAGGCAGUCUUGUCUGGGGCUUCCCUGUCCUCCAAGCCAGUGUAGGUUCAUACCUGCCCAGGCAGUCUUGUCUGGGGCUUCCCUGUCCUCCACCACAAAAGGUUGUGUGACUUAACCCUUUAGUAGGGGCCUUUACCACUUGUCUUAGAUGUUUAUUUUGAAACAUUUGUAGUCCCUUAGAAACAGGGUUAAAUUUAAUUAAAGACCUUACUAGAUUCAAGUUUUAAAGGCUUCAUUUCUAACCCUUAGAUACUGAUUAGAAGCAAACAGCAUAAUACCUGAACAGACCCUGAGUAACUCGCAGUCUGUUCUGUUUUUAUGCUGUUUGCACAUAGCCAUUUUUACUUUGCUUCUGAUCGGGAAAAGUAUUAAAGGUGGACAGCAUAGCUACUGGCAAAGCUUUAUGAUUGGGCAGGCUGGUCUGCAGCUACUUGGAUGCCAUAUGGCGCAAGACCCGCUUUCGCACGACACAUCUUAUAGGAAUAUGUGAUUCUGAUCUGUUAACAUACCUGGUGACUUUUCACACAUUACUUACAUUAUGUUAAAUGUUUUGUAUACUUAUAGUUUAUGAAGUGUGUCAAUUUUGUUUGUACAUGGUGUACAUUUAAAAUAUAUUGAUUUCAUAUGAAAAUGAUAAAUUCAUUUGCAAAUAAAUUCUACGAAGAUGUA